CGACAUGGCGUAACUUUGUUUCGUAGCACAAAAAUAAUCGUGAUUCGUUGUUUCAAUAAAUAAUUCAAACGCAGUCCGGACGAAUUUGUGGGGUUAAUUAAGUAUCGAUUGAGUGAGUUCGUUCAAACAGUGUCUAGUGGUUACGGAAAUUAAAUGUUUGUUUAGAUUUGUGUGUCGCUUUGACCUAUUCAAGAAAUAUAUUUAAGAUAUAGUGAGAUUAUGGCGAUAAUAGGUCGCUAUGGGACAAAGUGGUAGUGCAAUGCGGUUAUCGGCGACCUUGCUGGUGUUGCUUCACUUAUCAAUGCACGUUGUGGAUGAGGGGCAGGCAGUAAACCCUAGUUGUUCCUGUAUACGCUUCACAUCGACGCACGGCAAAGAGAGGGGUACGUUCAGCAGCCCUGACUACCCACUACCCUACCCGCGGGGUAUCUGUACCUUGUACACCUUCAUCGCUGCACCUCAUCAGAUAGUGGAGCUGAUGUUCACAGAAUUCAAUGUCUUCAAGGAUGAUCUUGAUUGCAUACGUGGUGACUACAUAAAGGUCUACUGGGAAGUCCAAGGUCCAGGGCCUCCUGGGGCGAUUAACGAACGCUCAGCUUGGGCGAGGACGCUAUGUGGAAGCAGGGCCGAUGUUCCUCCAGCCCUCUACUCUCCUGGUCCUUCCAUGGUGUUAGAGUUCCACACCAGUUCCAAGAUAAGCAACGCGACAGGAUUCCUUGGGACUUACAGCUUCAUUGAUAGACGUCUAUUUGAAACCGAGGGCGUAAGAAUACCAGGCACGGAAUGCGACUACCAGUUCAGCCGGUCCGGCAACCGGCCCACACACGGCAGGCUCUACAGCCCACAGUACCCGUCCAUUUACCCUAACAACGUGCGAUGCUCGUACCAUUUCCACGCAAGGCCAAAGGAUCGCGUGAAGGUAGUUUUUGAAGAAGUCUCCUUACAGAAAGGGGAUAUAAGUUGCCUGCGGCGAGCGGACAUCAUCAAAGUGUUCGACGGGCGAGACACCAACGCGCCGGCCAUCGCCAUGCUGUGUAACGAGUUUACAGGGUACGAAGUUCUGUCAACGGGUCCAGCUCUGCUGCUACAGUUCACUGCUAACUCCGCCUCGCCGGGGCAAGGCUUCGCUGCCACCUUCCACUUCCAACCACCACCUGAUUCCACGGCAGCAGAUUCAGACCGGCUCCUGAAACUUAGUUUUGGAAAGGCGUUCGAAUCUCUUGGGCCUGAAGUUAGCGCAACAACUUCAUCGUGUCACCAGGAGUUUAACAGCGAUGGCUCGAAGCACGGUACUCUUACGUCGCCUCACUUCCCCGCUGCAUAUCCUCCAAAUACACACUGCCACUACGAAUUCUUUGGAAGAGGAAAAGAGAGGAUUAGAUUAAUAUUUCAAGACUUCUUUUUGUACAAAUCUACGGAUGGAUCGGGAUGUACGAACGUAGAUUCCCUCCAAGCCUUCGUUAACGUCGACGGGCGGCUGGAAAAUGUUGCAACGUUUUGUGGAGUGGACCUCCCUAAGCCAAUUAUGUCAAACGGGCCCAAGUUAAUGCUCGAGUUCCGAGGUACACACUCGUCGAGGCACUCAAGAGGAUUCAAAAUAUCAUAUUCAUUCGUUGAAAAUUUCGGUAUAUCGACAGGAAGACAGUUGAAGGAGUUUCCCUGCGCUUUUGUGUAUAAUAGUAGUGAAUCGCGCAACGGCACCUUCGCUUCUCCAAACUCACCAGGACCAUAUCCACGAGAUACAGAGUGUUCUUACUUCUUCCAUGGAGGACAGACUGAAAAAGUCCAUUUGUAUUUUACCCACUUUGAUGUGGAAGGAGUAUUACCAUGUGAAGCAGUGUCAGCGAGUGAUUAUGUAGAAUUUUCUAAUUACAUGACUGAAGACAAUAAAUAUGGCAGAUACUGCGGUCAGAUGAAGGAGUUUCAUGUAGAAUCUGAAAGGAAUUUUUUUAAAGUUACCUUUCGAUCUAAUGAUAGGCUGGAUGGCACGGGCUUCAAAGCAAUGUACCAGUUCCUUGAGGCUACAGACGAAUACCAAGCACCUAUUUAUGACAAAGCUUCUGAUACAUUGCGUUUACUUGGUGAACUCUUGCUGCUGUCUCUGGCCACGACAUUCCUGCAUCUAUAUCAUUUAUGAAGUGAUAUUAGAAUUAUAAAUAUUUAUAGUCUAAUCCUGUACAUUUUGUACCAUAGUCUGUGCCAUACACUGUAAUUAAAAAAAAAGUAGGCGUGCAAAAUUUUCUAUAAAAUAAUUAUAUUUAAGUUUCAUCUACUAUUACCAACUAAAGCAAUAUAACACGAUAAAGUUUAAUUCACGCAGGCACGUAAUUAUAAAUAAAAUAAAAAUAUGUAAAAAUUGA
Messenger RNA from Bicyclus anynana (squinting bush brown), 2360 nucleotides. RefSeq names its product suppressor of lurcher protein 1 (gene Sol1). Lineage: Eukaryota; Metazoa; Arthropoda; Insecta; Lepidoptera; Nymphalidae. The record is from RefSeq and is a predicted model, not a curated record. Gene Ontology annotation, cellular component: plasma membrane. The coding region runs from base 239 to 2137 and encodes 632 amino acids. The transcript has 15 exons.